AUGCCUUCCGCUUGGCGUCCCUCCCUGUGGCGAGUGCAGGCGGUGAGGAUGCAGAUAGGGGGGUGGAAGCACGUGUGCGUGCGCUUCACGCGGUACAACGUGACGCUCGUCAGCAUCCGCACCGGCUACCUCGUCAACAACCCUCACACGGUGCGCCUCCUGCUGCUCGCUCCUUCCCCGGAUAACCACACCUACCCCAACCCUCGGUGGACUCGGGUGCUGCCACUCACCCGAGCCGCCAUCUUCACCGCUGGCCACUGGUUCUUCCACGAGAUGCAACCUCCACCGUUGGAUCAAAUGCAGUCCACAUUCACCCUCACUCGCGACCAUCUGCACCACUCCAAUUACACCGGCCGCGCUCUAGCACUCUCCUUCUCCCCCGCCCACACUAGAAAGUCCUGUGCUGCAGCCACAGCCCCUCUCCCUGCCUCCAGGCCUGAUGCUGCUCUAGCGAGUGUGACUACAGAGAGCACCAUGCCUGCUCUCAGCGCGCAGAGGAGGGCGCUGCAGGAGUCCAGGCUGCGGCUGGUGGAUGUGACUAAAAUGAGUCGGUUCCGGCCUGAUGCGCAUUUAAGGAGGAACUCUGGGCUGGGGAAGCUCGACUGCAGCCACUGGUGCCUACCCGGUGUGCCUGACACGUGGAGUAACCUCAUCGUCUCACACCUUCUGGGGCGGCUGGAGUGA
This is a messenger RNA of Closterium sp. Naga37s-1, 684 nucleotides long. Lineage: Eukaryota; Viridiplantae; Streptophyta; Zygnematophyceae; Desmidiales; Closteriaceae. The record is from the annotation of a GenBank genome assembly.